Molecule: messenger RNA, 782 nt
Organism: Macroventuria anomochaeta
Lineage: Eukaryota; Fungi; Ascomycota; Dothideomycetes; Pleosporales; Didymellaceae
Exons: 2
Coding region: 229-678 (149 amino acids)
Source: RefSeq, a predicted model, not a curated record
GCUCUUGCUGGAUUCGGCGCCCUUAAUGCUGCCACUUUGGGACUUCCGCCGGUGGCACCUUCCCUCGUCGCAGGGGCACCUGCUAUUGGCAACCUGGAAGCUAUCACUAGCUAACUCUCACAUGUUCUCGGUUUAGCUGGCUCUCUCCCUGGUGUCUCCGGAUCUGCAUCGUUAGCUCAAUUUGCAGCCAACACCCUUCGCGAUGGUGUCUCUCAAGCUGCAGCGGAUAUGGCUUCAUAUCCCCCUGAACCUGGUCUCAGCAAUGUCGCUAAGGAUGCCCUCAAGAAGAAAGGAAAGCUUUUGUCUGAUCUUCUAAAUACGCUCGACCGUCUUUGCCUCGGCCAUUCCCACUGCAAGGGGAAAGAACACACCUCUGUGUUUAUAACAACAGGAGUACACACCACCACUUCCACACGUACUGUCACUCAAGAUGCUUCUAUAUCCACAGUCACCGAAUACGCGACUGGGUGGCGCAAAGAGACAGUGAUAAAGUACGCACCAACAACGAUUACAGUGCAAGUCCCAAUAACUGUCACGGCAUAUGACACGGCGACUACCUCCAGGGACACUGAGCCCGUACAUGCAUCUGCAGCCGGCAGUCCGCUCCCACCUCGGUAUAGAUGUAACCCAAUCCUCCCGAACUGUAAGCCCGAGAGUGCUGAAGUUGUAAGAGUGUGAAGAUAUAGGGUCUUAAAAUAGGGUCGACGGCCUGCAGGGUGUGCUUUGCUUUUCAGUAGAUCAAACCGAUUGCUAAACUCCAACGUUAUAAUAUGUACACAGGC